AUGGGACAUAUCCAGCUUGCUCUCGCUGCCGCGUUGGCCUUCGUCGCCAAGGACGCCAGCGCCUUCAACAUCGGCUCCCCUGCGGGCAUGGCCGCUGGCACUACCGGCGGAGAGGGCGGCGAAGUCGUGUACCCGACCUCGACCAGCGAGCUGAUCCAGUACCUGAACGACACUGAGCCCCUGGUGAUCGUCCUCAACCAGACGUUCGACUUCCGCGGCACGGAGGGCUCGACUACCGAGAUGGGCUGCCGCCCAGAGAAUAUGCGCAAGUGUCUGGCCAAGAACAACGGCUUCAAGGGCCAGGACGUGAUCCUUGGCCCCGGCGGCAUGAACAACACGGGCGGCUGCACCAACGGCACUGAGAUCGAGGUGACGUACGACAACGCCGCCCAGAAGCGCAUGAACGUCAAGGGCAACAAGACUGUGCGCGGCGUGGGCAAGAAGGGCGUGAUCAUGGGCAAGGGCAUGACACUCAACGGCGACAACAUCAUCAUCCAGAACGUGCACGUCACGGAGCUCAACCCGCACGGCAACACCACGGCCAAGAACAUUUGGCUCGACCACGUCAAGGUCUCGCGCGUCGGCCGUCAAAUGGUCGUGACCAACAAGGCCGGCGUGGACUCGCUCACCAUCAGUAACUCGGACUUCGACGGCAACACCGAGUACUCGUCCUCGUGCGACGGCCACCACUACUGGACCUUCCUCUUCUACGGCAAGAACACGGGUAUCAGCAUGCUCAACAACUACAUCCACGCCACCUCGGGCCGCUCGCCCAAGGUCGGAGGCAACAAGAACGAGAACAUCGUCGUGCACAUCGCCAGCAACUACUGGGGCGACAACUCGGGCCACUCGUUCGAGAUCGGCGCCAACGCCUACGUGCUCGCUGAGGGUAACUACUUCAACAACACCAAGCAGCCCCUGGACCCCAAGGGCUCGGACGGAAACCUAUACGCCACCGACUCGAACGACGUGUGCAGCAACUACCUGACUCGCUCGUGCAAGUCCAACACUCUGGUGAGCAGCGGCAACUUCACGUCGCGUAACGGCCCGGCUGUCCUCGAGGCGGUGAAGGCCAACUCGGCCAUUACGGGAUACUCGGCGAGCUCGGCUCAGACUGAGCAGCAGUCGUCCCAGACCAACGACUCCGAGCAGCAGGAGCAGUACACCCCCGGCACGGCCAAGCCAUCGACCGAGACGACGCAGUCCUUCGCUCAGGCGAGCGACCUGGCUGAUGUGUGGGCCCAGACGACCGACAACUUUGGCGUUGGCAAGCUCGACUAA
Molecule: messenger RNA, 1281 nt
Organism: Phytophthora sojae
Lineage: Eukaryota; Oomycota; Peronosporomycetes; Peronosporales; Peronosporaceae
Exons: 2
Coding region: 1-1281 (426 amino acids)
Molecular function (GO): pectate lyase activity
Source: RefSeq, a predicted model, not a curated record